This is a messenger RNA of Coccomyxa subellipsoidea C-169, 2895 nucleotides long. RefSeq lists its product as hypothetical. Gene Ontology annotation, molecular function: DNA binding; ATP-dependent chromatin remodeler activity; ATP binding. The transcript has 15 exons. Gene Ontology annotation, biological process: positive regulation of transcription by RNA polymerase II. Lineage: Eukaryota; Viridiplantae; Chlorophyta; Trebouxiophyceae; Coccomyxaceae. Bases 1 to 2895 code for a protein of 964 amino acids. The record is from RefSeq and is a predicted model, not a curated record. Gene Ontology annotation, cellular component: nucleus.
AUGUCUGAGGCGCUGGACCUUUGCAGAACCAAUAAAUUCGGGAGACGUUAUGGGGUGUGCAGGCUACUGAGAGGUCAGAAAGCUCAUAAAAUUGCACGUGCCGGUGGCCAGGGCGUUGGCAAGGCGGCGCUGAUGCUGCGGCUGAAGCGGCUGAUGGCGAUGGAGAAGCAGGUAAAUGUGCGGCAGGCGGUGGAGAGGGAGCAGGCGGACAUCAUGAGCAUGAGCGACCGCUCCUACCGCAAAUUUGCGCGGCAGUGCUGGCGCCAGGGCAUUGACGACGAACGAGCGGAGGACAAGGGCCGAGCAGACAGGGCUGCGGAGCGCAUCAGGGCGAUCAAGGUGUGGAAGAACGAGACAACCGAGCGCCUGAGUGGCGCAAGGGAGAUGCGGGUAGCGCGCAACCGCUACGUUCUGCGCGCACAUGAGCGCCUGCUGCGAGACAUGAACCGCCUCAAGGAGGAUGACCGGACGCGCCGCAUGGAAGCCCUGAAGGCGAACGACUUUGAGGCGUACCAGCAGAUCCUGCGCGAGACGGCUGGCCCCGGCACGAGCGGCGAGCGCUACGAGGUCAUCUCGCGCUUCCUGUCCACCACGGAGGAGUACCUGCACAAGCUGGCCUCCAAGGUUGCCCAUGUGAAGCUCGCACAGGAGGCCUCCGAGGCCGCCGCCCUCGCCAUCUCCCGCGCCCGCGCCCAGGGGCUGUCCGAGGAAGAGGUGCAGGAAGCUGCCAAGGCGGCCGAGGCGGAAGCUGCAGUCAGCAGCAGCCUGGUGCAGUCCAGCAAGGCCGACGGUGGCGACGCGCAGUCCCGCUACUACAACCUCGCCCACAGUGUGGAGGAGCUGGUGCUGGAGCAGCCGAAGCUGCUACGGCCGCCGGCGGGGGCAAAGCUGCGCGAGUACCAGAUGGUGGGCCUGCAGUGGAUGGUGUCCCUCUACAACAACCACCUCAAUGGCAUCCUUGCCGACGAAAUGGGCCUCGGCAAGACCGUGAUGGCGCUGGUGGCGCACCUGAUGGAGCACAAGAACAACUACGGGCCGCACCUCAUCAUUGUGCCCAACGCGGUCAUGGUCAACUGGAAGAGCGAGCUCACGCAGUGGCUGCCCAGCGUUCGCUGCGUCUACUACGUCGGCCACAAGGACGAGCGCGCGCGCAAGUUUGCCACCGAGGUCGCCUCCCUGCAAUUCAAUGUGCUCGUCACCACCUACGAGUACAUCAUGCGCGACCGCGCCAAGCUCUCCAAGGUGGACUGGAAGUACAUAGUAAUUGACGAGGCGCAGCGCAUGAAGGACCGGCAGAGCAAGCUGGCCAAGGACCUGGACCGCUUCACGGCCGCGCGGCGGCUGCUGCUGACGGGGACGCCCCUGCAGAACGACCUCUCUGAGCUCUGGUCCCUCCUCAACCUCCUGCUGCCCCAGGCGCGCACCCUUCUAUUUCUUAUCUGCCUUUUGGAACGGUGCACCGCGGCGCAGGUGUUUGACGACAAGGCGACGUUCGCGGAGUGGUUCAGCGACGCGCUGGGCAAGCAGGGCGCGGGGGCAGGCGGCGGCCCGGACGAGUGGCUGGAGACGGAGAAGCGAGUCGUGGUCAUCCACCGGCUGCACCAGAUCCUGGAGCCCUUCAUGCUCCGCCGCCAGGUGCAGGACGUGGAGGGGAAGCUGCCGCCCAAGGUGCCGUUGGUGGUGAAGGUGCCGAUGGCGCCGUACCAGAGCGUGCUCUACAACUGGGUCAAGGCCAGCGGCACCAUCCGCCUCGACCCGGACGGCCCCAGGGUCAGCAACACCGCGCGCGUCUACGCCACCCUCAACAACAAAUGCAUGGAGCUGCGCAAGGUGUGCAACCACCCGUGCCUGAGCUACCCGCCGCCCUUCGACUUUGACGGCGGCAUGCUGGUGCGCCGCUGCGGCAAGUUCGAGGUGCUAGACCGCAUGCUCGUCAAGCUGCACGCGACAGGCCACCGAGUGCUAAUGUUCUCCACCAUGACCAAGCUGCUGGACCUCCUCGAGUCCUACCUUCUCUGGCGCCGAUGGGGCCCCGACCAGCGCGCCAUGCACUACCUGCGCAUCGACGGCUCCACCGCGCUCGAGGACAGGGAGAAGGCCAUCCAGCAAUUCAACAAGAAGGACAGCGAGGCGUUCAUCUUCCUGCUGUCCAUCCGCGCGGCCGGCCGAGGUCUCAACCUGCAAUCGGCGGACACUGUGGUCAUCUAUGACCCAGACCCCAACCCAAAGAACGAGGAGCAGGCAAUUGCGCGCUCGCAUCGCAUCGGCCAGACCAAGGAGGUCCGCGUGAUUCACCUGGAGGCCGUGGCUGAUCCUGAGGUCCCCUCCCAGUCAGGGAACCCAUCCCAGAAUGGCCAGGUGGCGAGGGCAGGGUACGCCGACAGCAUAGAGUCGCUGGUGCGCAACAACAUCCAGAAGAUGAAGAUUGACAUGGCCAACGAAGUCAUCGACGCCGGCCGCUUUGACAUGAACACCACCAUGGACGAGCGGCGACACACCCUCGAGGAAAUGCUGCAGGCAAGCUUCUUCACAACCCUUGCAGUGAACGCGGUGCCUAGCAGGGAGGAACUCAAUGCGGUGCUGGCGCGCUCAGAAGCAGAGCGAGUGGAGUUUGACCGCCUGGACCGCGAGCUGUCGUGGCCUGCCGAGGAGGGCGAGGAGGAGAUUCCCAGCUGGCUGCAGUACACACAGGAGGAGCUGGCGCAGGUUGUUCAGGCCACCUCCAAGCAGCGCCCCAACCAGGCCAAAGAGCUGGCCGCCUUGGCUGGCAUCCUGCCCAAGGCACGCCUGCCCUGCCGCUCUCAUCCCGUCAUCCCUGCAUUACUAGUGUAUUUUAUUCUUGAAUUUCCCAUCUUCACAGUGACAGAUCUCAAUAUGGCCAAUGGCCUGACGUGA